CACGUGGAAGUGGAUUCAAUGGCCACAUACCAGGCGUGGGUCGCGCGUUGCUGCGUCGUCAGUGCGUUGGUGUGCACGGCGGGUCUGCUGUGUGUGUGCGUGACCUUCCUGCUGUCCACGCCGUGCGCCGGCGGCACCUUCAAGCAGGCCGCCGUGGCCGCAGACUCGCUGCUUUGCUCUCAGGUCGGCAGGGAUGUCCUCCAACAGGGUGGCUCGGCAGUAGAUGGCGCCAUUGCAGUUCUGCUGUGCACCUCAGUGGUCUACCCUCAAAGUAUGGGCCUUGGCGGAGGCUCUGUGGUCACAGUUAGAAACAAAACAGGCCAGGUGACGGUCUUCAACUUCAGGGAGACCGUCCCUGGGAUAUUCAAACAAAACCUCUUGGAUGAAUGCACGACCACCGGCAAACACAUGACAGGUAGUCAGUGGAUCGGCGUUCCAGGAGAGCUGCGAGGCUAUGAAGUUCUUCACCAGCAGUACGGCAGACUGCCUUGGUCCAAACUCUUUGAGCAGCCCAUCAGACUGGCCAAGGAGGGCAUCCCUGUGCCCCCUUUUCUGGGGAAGCUGCUGCACUUCCCUGCCAUCAAGAGCAAAGUGGAAAGUUCAGCACUUUGUGAGGUUUUCUGCAACAACAACAAAAGUGCUCUGAGGACAGGAGACAUCAUGAAGUUUCCUCGACUGGCUGAGAGCAUGGAGGUGAUUGCCAAGCAAGGAGUGGACGCCUUCUACAACGGAAGGAUAGGCCGCCUUUUAAUUCAAGAUGUAAAAGAUGCAGGUGGAACGUUAGAAAUGGAGGAUCUGAGGUCGUACCAGGUGAGGGUGGUGGACACCUGGACUGUUCCUUUGGGGGACACCUUGAUGCACAUCCCUCCACCACCUGCUGGGGGCGCCCUGCUUGCCUUCAUCCUCAAGAUAAUGCAAGGGUUCUCCUUGACGCCACGUUCCCUGGUCGGCGGGCACAAAGUCCAGUUUUACCACCGUUAUAUCGAGGCAGCCAAAUUCGCUAAUGGCCAGCGAGGGACCAUUCGUGAUCCUUUCUUCAACAGCAAGACGAGCGCAGACCACCUCCUGGACCCCGCCUUCAUCCAGCACAUCAGAGCCAGGAUUUCCCCCAACACCACCCAUCAUGACGCCUACUACGCCCACAUCCACACGCCCCCCCUGCCGGACCGCACUGGCACGUCUCACGUGUCCGUGCUGGACCAGGAGGGACUGGCCGUGUCCGCCACCAGCACCAUAAACCACCUGUUCGGAGGAACCGUUUACUCUGCGCGGACCGGCAUCAUCCUCAAUAACGAGCUGUCGGACUUCUGUGGGAGAGCAGACUCCUUAAAACCAGGUGAGCAGCCUCCCUCCUCAAUGACACCAGCCAUACUGGAGUCCAAGUCGGGAGGACUUCUAGUGAUCGGAGGUGCAGGAGGCAGCAUGAUCACCACUGCAGUGGCCUUGUCCCUCAUAAACCACCUGUGGCUGGGCAUGACCCUGAAGGAGGCCAUCGCCGCUCCGAUACUCUAUGUGGACUCCAAAAACCAGGUGAACUUUGAGGCGGACUUUGACCAGGCUGUGGUUGACGGCCUGAGAGCACUCGGACACCAGGUUGGAGAGAUGGAAUACUUCUUCAACGUAGUCAACGGCGUGGAGAGGGAGAAAGGGUGCAUUGUGGGAGAAUCAGACGAGAGGAAGAUGGGAAAGUCAGCUGGAUAUUGAUACCUUCAAUACACUGUAUGAAGAUGGAUGCCUUUCAACUCACAGACUCUUUGGUAAACUCAGCAUCGUCAGGGUCACUUUUAACCCUUAAUUAACAUGUUGGGCUACACUCUUAUCAUAUCAUUAC
Messenger RNA from Nerophis lumbriciformis (worm pipefish), 1831 nucleotides. It is a transcript of the gene ggt5b, whose product is annotated as gamma-glutamyltransferase 5b. NCBI's taxonomy places the organism in Eukaryota, Metazoa, Chordata, Actinopteri, Syngnathiformes, Syngnathidae. Gene Ontology annotation, biological process: glutathione catabolic process; leukotriene D4 biosynthetic process; inflammatory response. Gene Ontology annotation, molecular function: leukotriene-C(4) hydrolase activity; glutathione gamma-glutamate hydrolase. The record is from RefSeq and is a predicted model, not a curated record. Gene Ontology annotation, cellular component: plasma membrane.